Molecule: messenger RNA, 2583 nt
Organism: Asterias rubens (European starfish)
Lineage: Eukaryota; Metazoa; Echinodermata; Asteroidea; Forcipulatida; Asteriidae
Product: sulfoquinovosidase-like
Exons: 7
Coding region: 71-2275 (734 amino acids)
Biological process (GO): carbohydrate metabolic process
Molecular function (GO): hydrolase activity, hydrolyzing O-glycosyl compounds; carbohydrate binding
Source: RefSeq, a predicted model, not a curated record
GCUGCUGUGAUGACAUUGUAGACUGACUGGGGAGACACAUCCUAAUAAAGAGACUUACUCCGACUUAACAAUGGCUACAACAACAGCAUACAGCCUUUGGAGGAUGUUCAUCUUAGUUACAUUACUUCUAUCGUGUGUACUGCGGCAAUCUCAGGCUAAUUUCACAUUCUCGUUGAAUGGCCAGAAUUUGAAUGUGCACGUGGACGGAAUACAGGUGAUCGCCCAUUCUCCCGGCACCCCCUUCCUGUUCGUUGGGAGUGGAGUGUCCUCGUUCAAGGGACACCUCGGUAAUUUCGUCAUCAAGGACUACGUGGAGGAACGAAUUGCAUUGAAAAAUGUCACCGUUAUCGAUGAUGCGGAAGGGAUGAUGCGAGUCCAGUUCCAUAGAGACGGAACCAUGAAGACAACGGUUACUUUCACUAAAGAGAACAGCAGUCUCGGUGACGUCAUAACUUUUGAGGACCUUCCCGGUGACGUCAAUCACAUCUGGGUACGACUACUUGCUGAUGAGAAGGAGCACGUUUACGGCGCCGGGGAGCAGUUUUCUUACUUUGACCUCAGAGGUCACAACUUCCCGUUGUGGAUUCAAGAGCAGGGCGUUGGGCGUAACAAGUCAACUGAAGUAACAUUCGAGGCGGAUCGACGUGACGGUGGGGGCGGGGACUACCACACCACCUAUUGGGCCGAACCAACUUUCACCUCCUCUAGGAAAUACUGCUGCCAUUUCGACACCACGAGUUAUUCCGAGUUGGAUUUCCGUUACCCGGAGUUUCACGAGGUCCAGAUCUGGAGCAAUAAGCCUGGCAAGAUCUUCUUCGGGGCGAGCGAGACGUUCACCGGCCUCGUCGGGAAACUGACGGCGUUCCUUGGUCGGCAGCCUGCCCUACCGGAGUGGACUUAUGAUGGCGCCAUUUUGGGUGUUCAAGGAGGCACGGCGGCCAUGUUGGAUUACCUUAAAUAUGCACAGGGAAAUUCAACUUAUGUGACUGGUUUGUGGAUUCAAGAUUGGGUCGGUCGAAUCAAAACUUCGUUCGGAUCAAGAUUAUUCUGGAACUGGGAAUGGGACAAGAAACAAUACCCUGACUUGGACAUUGAGAUUGUGAGAUUGAAGAAGGAAGGGGUGAGAGUCUUCGCCUAUAUCAACCCGAACCUGAACCGCGAGGGGGGUCUGUUCAAGGAGGCAGAUGAAAAGGAUCUUUUGGUCAAGAAUUCUACGGGAGAUACUUACGUUGUAGAUUUCGGGGAAUUCUUUUGUGGAAUUGUUGAUUUGACCAACCCGACAGCUGUAGAGUGGUAUAAGGGCGUUAUCACACGAAACAUGAUUGAUUUGGGGUUCGGUGGAUGGAUGGCGGACGUUGGGGAGUACCUCCCAACAGAUGCCGUGUUUUACGGCGGGCAGGCCGGGGAGGCACUCCACAACGAGUGGCCCGUUCUGUGGGCUAAACUCAAUCGUGAGGUGGUGGAGGAGGCGGGUAUGGUGGGCGAUAUCCUGAUCUGGAUGAGGGCAGGUUUCAGCGGUUCUCAGGAACACACCAUCGUCACUUGGGCGGGAGAUCAGUUCGUAGAUUUCAGUCUUGCAGACGGGUUGGCAUCGGUCAUACCGGCGGCUCUCUCGCUCGGUAUGACCGGGUUUGGGCUGACGCAUUUUGACGUGGGAGGUUUCACGUCGCUGUUCGGCAUCGGUCGGACAGAAGAGCUCCUGCUACGCUACGCCGAAUGUGCGGCCUUCACUCCCGUCAUGAGGACGCACGAAGGAAAUAGACCCGCGGAAAACUGGCAGUUUUAUUCCAGCUCGGAGACAAGCGUUAAGUUUGCCCGUCAGAGCAAAAUAUUCAACAUGCUGAAGGACUACACAAUUUCUGUAGUCCAAGAAAACACCGACUACGGUAUUCCUGCUCAACGCCCUCUAUUUAUGCAUUAUGCAAAUGAUGAGCGGUCUUUCUCAAUUAAAUAUGAAUAUUUAUACGGCCGUGACCUUCUGGUUGCCCCUGUUUAUGACGAAGGGGUGGAAUCGUGGUGGGUGUACCUCCCUCCUGACAACUGGGUGUUUCUCUGGGACGGCAAUGAGUACAGCGGUGGUGACGUCCAAGUAUCAGCUCCAGUCGGACAGAUUCCCGUUUUUUAUAGGAAGGGUUCCCCCUGGACUCAAGUCUUCAAAGAAAUUGCAAAAACCAAAGACUUUGCAUCGAGCAGUAGCAGGGCGCUCAGUUUUAAAGUUGUUGCAUUGAUGUCAGUCGUCUUCGUGGGAGGAUGGGUUACCUUCAGACGGCUAUGAUCAACCUUCUGUACCAGAGAGCACUUUGCCUUUUUUUAUUCACGCUAUACCUCCUUGGUGUAGACCAAAGACGAGCUCCUAACUCUUGUUUUUGAGAUAUAUAAUACAUUUUUUAACAAUGAAGUGUUAACGUUUAAUGAGCCUUCGAUAUGACAAAUCUCAUCCGGAAGUCGCAUCCAGAAUGUUUCUUGAAUGGCGGGAAUUCUGGAAGUUUAAAAGAAUACAGACCUGAAUGGAUCUCAUUUUUAUGUUAAAGAUUUUAUAAUAAUUUUUUUUUUAAAUAUUUUUAAGAAUUUGAAUCCUUUAAU